This is a messenger RNA of Symbiodinium sp. CCMP2456, 299 nucleotides long. Lineage: Eukaryota; Dinophyceae; Suessiales; Symbiodiniaceae. The record is from the annotation of a GenBank genome assembly.
GCAAGAUGUCCUCGGUGCGCCCGGGGAAGUCUACGAGAUCUGGGUCCCGCGUAUCCAAAAGUUCUGCAGCCAAUGCGAACAAGGUCGCCCAGAUCAAGACCAUUCGCUGCUCCGUGGAGCGCGAAGAGGCAUUUUCCCAGCUGAGACAAAAUCAGAUGGGCGAGAGGUAUGGGAAGAAGGGGACGUUUGGCUCACGGGAGAAGAUUAUUGCCAGCGUCACUGUGGCGGUGCACUCGGCGUGGCUGGAGUGGUGCACGCUCAUGUUCACAGUUCUGUCGGCCGUCCUCGUUGGCUGGGAG